CGGCGGGCCUACAGUGGCGAGCGCGCAAGAUGGUCGCCCCGGCAGCUCCGUAGAGGCGGCUGCGGCUCAGUCUCGGGCUUUAGGGCGAGGCGGGCGUCUAGAAGCAGGCCUCGCCCAGGUGACAGGAGGUCGGGGAGGUGCCGCCGGGCCUCGUGGGGUGCCAGGCCCGCUCGCUGCAGUUCCCGGGCCCCGCCACCUCCCUAUCCCUGCCCCCGGGUGGAACCGAAGAAGGUCAGGUCCGCUGCCCCGCCCGUCCUCGCCUCAGGGCGGACGCUGUGUGUGGGUGGCUCACUGUUUAACAUUGACUCCACCCAAGUGCAUUCUCCAUGGCGGCCUCGCAGGUCCCGGGGGAGAAGAUUAACAUCCAGGCAGGAGAGACGGCCAAGGUCGGGGACAGGGACCUGCUGGGGAACGGCUGUCCCGAGCAGGACAGACCACCGCAGCGCUCGUGGAGGCAGAAGUGCGCCUCCUAUGUUCUGGCCCUGCGGCCCUGGAGCUUCAGUGCCUCACUCACCCCGGUGGCCCUGGGCAGUGCCCUGGCCUACAGAUCCCAGGGCGUCCUGGAUCCCAGGCUGUUGGUGGGUUGUGCCGUAGCUGUCCUCGCUGUGCACGGGGCUGGCAAUUUGGUGAACACUUACUACGACUUUUCCAAGGGCAUUGACCACAAAAAGAGUGAUGACAGGACCCUGGUGGACCGAAUCUUGGAGCCCCAGGAUGUCGUCCGGUUUGGAGUCUUCCUCUACACCUUGGGCUGUGUCUGUGCUGCUUGCCUCUACUACCUGUCCCCUCUGAAACUGGAGCACUUAGCUCUCAUCUACUUCGGAGGCCUGUCUGGCUCCUUUCUCUACACAGGAGGAAUUGGAUUCAAGUACCUGGCUCUGGGAGACCUCAUCAUCCUCAUCACUUUUGGCCCGCUGGCUGUGAUGUUCGCCUACGCCGUCCAGGUGGGGUCCCUGGCGGUCUUCCCGCUGGUCUACGCCAUCCCCCUCGCCCUUAGCACCGAGGCCAUCCUCCAUUCCAACAACACCAGGGACAUGGAGUCCGACCGGGAGGCUGGCAUCGUCACGCUCGCCAUCCUCAUCGGCCCCACUCUCUCCUACAUGCUCUACAACACGCUGCUCUUCCUGCCCUACCUGAUCUUCAGCAUCCUGGCCGUGCACUGCAGCAUCAGCCUGGCACUGCCCCUGCUCACCAUUCCCAUGGCCUUUUCCCUUGAGAGACAGUUCCGAAGCCAGACUUUCAACAAACUGCCCCAGAGGACUGCCAAACUCAACCUUCUGCUGGGCCUCUUCUAUGUUUCCAGCAUCAUUCUGGCACCAGCAGGCAGUCUGCCCAAACUCUAAGGGGGCCAGUAGCCGCACCCCACAACAUGUCCCCCUUUCUUAGAAUGUGUUGAAGGCAGCGUGUCUGAGGAGGGAAGGUGAUUUGGCAGUGAGGGGCUUAAGGAUGGCUUGUGAACGCCCACCUUUUUUUAUUAUUACAUUCUUAAAGAGAAUGUUUUGUUUUUGUUAUUUUAUUCCAUUUUAUGGGGACUCUUGAAACCACUCUGGUGUCAGAACAAGGUAAAUUGGACGCAUGGCCCUUGUUUUAUUUAUAAUUUCCACUAGAGGGUGUCGUCAGGUCACUUUUAGUGGACUACAGUGCCCUAAGACUUGGUGAAGGAACUGCCCAGGUUGGCCUCCUGUCCUGAAAGAGCCAUAGUAACUGGGCCAAGUGUCCUCUGCUAUUUUGGUCUGGCAGGAUACGUUGAUGAUCCCCAGUGACAAGGAGCACCUGUCUCUUACCCUGAGCACUUGGGUCCUGAAAUACACUGCCUUGAGAGAGAAAGUCCCUCAUUAAUAGCCCGACGGGGCUCUAGGCUUUUUGCCUAAAUUGUGAUUCAGACCCUUUUGUCCUCACUUCACUUAUUGCCACAGUUGAGGAAAAGCAUCAGAUCACCCCGCAGCAGGACAGUGGAGCCGAGGGCUUGGAAGGAAAAAAAAAAAAAAAAAAAAACAACACCUUGGAGGCAGCUGAGAAAAUCACUCUGCUUUUGGAUAGAAACUGGUAGGGCUGCUGGUUUCCCCUUGUAGAGCCCCCUGGCAUGACGGGAAGGACUCCCAGCCCUUUCAGUAACCAGCAGCACUCUGAAGUUGUAGAGGCCCUGGCGGUCCUUGCCGACUACUGAAGGCCCACGAGGCCGCUUCUUCCCCUGCCCCAUCGUGUUUCCUCGCACUCCCCUACACCUGCCCUCCAUUUCUUUCAGGUCCCCAUUUGUGUGUCUCCCAUCCGUGGAGCCCUGCUGUUUGGGCAGCAGCUUAGCAACUGAGUCAGGGAUGGUUGCCCCUGUCCACAGAACCAUAGGACGAGCAGCCCAGGGACAGCGGCUCCUCCAUGAGUGAAUAAGCCAAUGGCCAGACAGUCCUGACCCUGUUCAGCCAAAGAGACAGGCUCAGCAGUGAAGAAACUGCAUCCCCCUCCUUGAGGACAGAUAUACAAUUCUGAGCCGGCUUUUCCCAAAGGCUUCGGUUGCCUUGUGCAGAGAUAGUUUGUCCCCAGGAUGGGGGAAUUGUAGCGUUGAUCAAAGCUGCUUCUUGUUUCAGUGUCUGUGAAGUAUAACUUCUGGGCUAGAAUUGCUUGGUUGCAUUGGGUCCAAGACCAAAAUAGAUUGAGACCAUCGUCAUCAUGCUUUUCUGUUGUGAUUAUAGCCAUUCUGAUAGGUAUUUCAGGGUCUUGGCCUGCAGAAAAUGACAUCAGAACUAGCUCUUAAUCCUUGAAAUCAGGCCAAUUAUGAUUUGGCUCCUUGAGUUAGAAUUGGGUAGCUUACUUGGAAAAAACAUAUUUGGAAAUUGCAAAAGUUCCUCUAAAGUUAAAGGUGGUUUGUCUGCAGAGUUCCAGAAUCUUCACAUAGUGGUCAGAGCCCAGUAAUGAGGAAAAGGAGGACAGCCCUCUCUCCUGUCUGUCUUCUCCCAGCACCGUUUUUGUUUUAUGCCAGGCUAGUGGCAUUUUGGUGCUCACAGGAGUCCUGCCUUCAAAGAGACAAGCUUUUCGGGCUCCUUCCCAGCAGGCCAUUGUCACAUAAGGCUCACCCCUGAGGCCGUCGGACCGAGAGCUCCCUGCGUCCACAGACCAGACCACCUUGGUAAGCCCUCCCUUUGGGGGUGUCAGUUAACCUCUGCACUGUGUUCUGGCGCAGGUAUUAAUGCAUAUUUUUAUAUAUAAAUCUUUCUAAAAGGCCAAAUUUGAUGCCAGGUUUUACAUGCAGGUCACUAUAAUUAGUAUUACAUCCCCUGAUUCAA
Molecule: messenger RNA, 3278 nt
Organism: Eubalaena glacialis (North Atlantic right whale)
Lineage: Eukaryota; Metazoa; Chordata; Mammalia; Artiodactyla; Balaenidae
Gene: UBIAD1
Product: UbiA prenyltransferase domain containing 1
Exons: 2
Coding region: 327-1343 (338 amino acids)
Biological process (GO): menaquinone biosynthetic process; vitamin K biosynthetic process
Cellular component (GO): endoplasmic reticulum; Golgi membrane
Molecular function (GO): prenyltransferase activity
Source: RefSeq, a predicted model, not a curated record